AUGGUGGACAAAGGCAUUCUACAGGAGAAGUACUAUCAUGGGCUGUUGCCACGCGAGGAUAUCCGAGUAAGCAAGCGCGAAAUUUGAAUCUAAGAGUUUUCCGCGUCAAAAACCAUAAAAACGGCAUUUUGCUGUGAAAUUUUGCGCGCUCGAACAUAAAACAUUCUCAUUUCGGAAAACCAAAAAGGUCGCAAUGAUAAAAGGUUGGAAAAAAUGGCAAAAGAUCGGAAAAAAGUGACAAAAUGUCGGAAAAAAUGCCAAAAGGUCAGAAAAACUGCUAACAUACCUGUUUUCUGACUUUUUGUCACUUUUUUCCGACCUUUUGGCUUUCCGACCUUUUGUCACGGACUCUAAAAUUUCCCGCCACAUUUCGGUAGAGCGCAUUUGCAUACCCGUUUGCAGGACAUGCUCAACAAGCCGGGAGAGUACCUGGUCCGUACGUCGGAGCCCACAAAAGGCGAGAAGCGUCAGUUUGUGUUGUCGGCAGUCGGCGCCGGACAAACAUCGGUAGGCGGCGGCCGUAAAAUUCCUAGGCCAUCGUUCGAUUUCAGCCGAAUCACUUUGUGAUCCGCGAGGCGGACCACAAAGUGUUUGUGGAGCAGAAGGGAUUCGCGACGAUCGUCGAUCUCGUUGCCCAUUACGUGAGCACAAAAGAGAAGAUAUCGACAAAGGACGGCAGGGUGCAGGUGACGUUGAAAGUGCCGAUCGACCGGCAAAAGUGGGAACUGAACCACGAGGACGUGGUGUUGACGAAGAAGUUGGGCGAAGGCGCGUUCGGCGAGGUCUGGAAGGGCGAACUCGUCAAAGUGCUCGUCAAGGGACAGCCGGCGCCGGUGGCCGUGAAGACCGCGAAGUUGGAGGCGUUGACGAAGGAGCAGAUCAAGGAGAUUAUGCGGGAAGCGCGCCUCAUGCGCAAUCUCAGUGUAAGAAAAAAAAACUUUAAAAAAAGGGGCGGAGUCUACUAAAGUUGUGUUUCAGCACGUGAACGUGGUCAAGUUUUACGGUGUGGCUGCGGGAACGGAGCCGCUCUACGUGAUUAUGGAGCUGGCGGACGGCGGAGCUCUCGACUCGGCGCUCGCCAAACUCAAUUUUCCGAUGGUGCGAAAGUACGAGCUGAUCUAUCAGGCCACUCUGGGCAUCGCCUACAUUCACGACAAGAAUCUGAUGCAUCGAGACAUCGCCGCACGUAACUGUUUGUACGGCGGAGGACAGGUGAGUCCAAAAUGGGCGACGAUUUGGACACGAGAACCGUGAGACGUUCAGGUCAAAAUUGCGGAUUUUGGGCUGUCACGCGAGGGUGUCUACUAUAAGAUGGAUCUGAAGAAGAAGGUGCCCAUUCGUUGGAUCCCUCCGGAGACGAUUCGGUCGGGUAUUUACACGCCGAAGACUGACGUCUUCUCAUUCGGAAUCAUGGCCUGGGAGAUUACGGAGGACGGAAAGGAGCCGUAUCCGGGCUUCAAAGUGGUCGAGGUGGCGAUGAAGGUGCUGCAGGGCUACCGACAGGACUUUCGUUCGGAUGUGAGCGCCGAGUUUGCCAACUUUAUAAAGGAGCACACGUGGAACGAGAAGGCCAACGACCGGAUGACGAUGCGCGAGAUUUCCAAGUGGAUGAAGGUGUUCGUGAAGGGACAGGGCGGAGAUCCGGGCAAGAGUGGAGUGAGUCCCGAGAAAGAUGGAGGAUCUUGAGACCCCCUCCUUUUCAGGUCAUCUCGAACAUAUUCGCAAAGAAGGGAAAGCGCUCGAAGGAGAAGUUGGGCCGGACGGGGUCGAAAGCGUCGCAAACGACUUCGGGAACCACGGCCGCACAAACGCAGGGCGCCGUGACUUCGGCCAAUCCGGGAGAGACGACGAUGCCCGAAUAG
Messenger RNA from Caenorhabditis sp. 36 PRJEB53466, 1862 nucleotides. Lineage: Eukaryota; Metazoa; Nematoda; Chromadorea; Rhabditida; Rhabditidae. The record is from the annotation of a GenBank genome assembly.